Molecule: messenger RNA, 1175 nt
Organism: Nothobranchius furzeri (turquoise killifish)
Lineage: Eukaryota; Metazoa; Chordata; Actinopteri; Cyprinodontiformes; Nothobranchiidae
Product: fish-egg lectin
Source: RefSeq, a predicted model, not a curated record
AACAAGGGUGACAACUUGCUGGCAUGCUACCCCACCCACGAAGGACCUAUAAAAGACGGACAGCACUGCUAGGCAGACUCAGACGUAUGUUUGUGUCUGUCUCUGCCUCUGCACAGGUUCUGACCAGUUCUUGGCUCUUGAUUAGUGUUUUCAUAAGUCACCAACAAGGAUAAAAAACUUCACCAGGAGUCACCUUGCACCUCACCGAAGACACCAUGAAAGCUGUUGCAGCCUUGUUGCUCCUGCUGAGUUGCUUAUCUAACUGUCAUGGAUGGACCUGCACAGCCCCCCCACAGCAGCCUUCUGCUGCACAGAUUGAUGCUGGACAAGGACAAGUGGUGAUGACAGACAGCUCAUCAAACGCGUAUUUCUUGAGUGGAUCAGGUUGGUCCAAACUGGGCACUGUUCCUCUCAUUCAUGUCACAGCCGGACCUGCAGGAAUCUGGGGAGUCGACUCGUCAAAUAACAUCUACAAGUUUGUAGGAGGAGACUUUGUUUCUGUUGAUGGUUUAUUACAGCAGGUGGAUGCUGGAGGUAAUGAACAGAUAGUGGGAGUGAACAGUGCAGACAACAUCUUUUGCCUUAAAAGUAGCAUCACCUUGGCCUAUCCACAACCUGGUCCAGUGGCCUGGACACCGUUUGACGGGUCGUUGACGUAUUUCAGCUGUGGACCAAAUGGAUGCUGGGGAGUGAACUCCGCUGAUAACAUCUAUGUCUCUAACGUGAAUCCAUCUACCUGUAGUAAGACUAGAUGGACACAGGUGCCAGGAUCAGCAACACUGGCUGAAGUUGGAACUGAUGGGAGUGUCUUUGUGGUCAAUUCAAAUGGUGACGUCUUCCAAAGAACUGGCAUCACCAGCAGUCUUCCACAAGGAAGAGAUUGGGUUCAGAUACCGUUUUGUCUGCCCGUCAAACACGUCAGCUAUGACCUGGGACACCUGUGGGUUGUGUUUGAGAUUGGUUUGAUCCUGGAUUGUCAGCAGUAACAUGUUAGCUGUCCUCACUAAAGUCUUUUCUUCAGUAGUGGCCUUUAUAUGAAAAUAAAACCCAUUAUCUUCUUGGUGUUUUCGUAGCUUGACCUCUACCUUUUCUUUUUAUUCUAACAGUGGUAAGAAUUAUGGUGGUGAAAUAAAUGGUUGUUUUAAACGAUUAAUUAAAAUGUGACCCAAAAACCC